ACUGUUUACGGUCUAGCAACAAAUUACAUCCAUCAAGUUCAUCGUAAACUCAAUAAUAUUGAACAUCCAGAUACAUCUCCAUACUACCUAUAUUCUGGCCCUAGAGACAAAUAUUAUGAUGAUACUACCAACACGAUUAAAUUUGCUAUACAUGUUCGAAAUACGAACUUUAAAUUACCCAAAAAUCUCAAAAUUCCAGUUGUAAUGGUAGGUCCUGGUACUGGUGUGGCUCCUUUCCGAGGAUUUGUCAUCGAAAGAGCCAAGUACAAGUCCGAAGGUGAUGUAAUUGGUGAUACAGUUUUGUUCUUUGGGUGUCGAAAACGUGACGAAGACUUUUUAUAUGCUAAAGAAUUUGAUGAGUUAUUCUCUGCCCUUGGUGAAAAUGGGAAGUUGAUCACGGCAUUCUCAAGGGAACAG
Molecule: messenger RNA, 417 nt
Organism: Racocetra fulgida
Lineage: Eukaryota; Fungi; Glomeromycota; Glomeromycetes; Diversisporales; Gigasporaceae
Source: the annotation of a GenBank genome assembly